AUGGAGAUCGAGCACCACCAUCCCGGCGGCCGCGUGGCGGCCGUCGGCGACGACGACGACGUGGCGCUGGUGGAGCAGGUCCGGCUGACGGUGCCGACGACGGACGACCCGACGCUGCCCGUGUGGACGUUCCGCAUGUGGACCAUCGGCGUCGUCUCCUGCGCGCUCCUCUCCUUCUUCAACCAGUUCUUCGCCUACCGCAGCGAGCCCAUCAUCAUCAGCCAGAUCACCGUCCAGGUGGCGGCGCUGCCGGUGGGGCACUUCAUGGCGCGUGUGCUGCCGGACAGGAAGUUCUCGGCGUUCGGCAGGGAGUGGUCGAUGAACCCGGGUCCCUUCAACGUCAAGGAGCACGUGCUGAUCUGCGUCUUCGCCAACGCCGGCGCCGCGUUCGGCAACGGCGGCGCCUACGCCGUCGGCAUCGUCACCAUCAUCAAGGCCUUCUACCGGAGGAACAUCUCCUUCUUCACCGGCCUGCUCCUCAUCAUCACCACCCAGGUGCUCGGGUACGGAUGGGCAGGGCUGAUGAGGAAGUACGUGAUCGAACCGGCGCAGAUGUGGUGGCCGCAGAGUCUCGUGCAGGUGUCCCUCCUCAGGGCGCUGCACGAGAAGGAGCAGGGUCGCGGGAUGACGCGUGGCAAGUUCUUCCUGAUCGCGCUCAUCUGCAGCCUGGCGUGGUACACGGUCCCGGGGUACAUCUUCCCGACCAUCACCGCCGUGUCGUGGGUGUGCUGGGUGUUCCCCAGGUCGGUGACCAUGCAGCAGAUCGGGUCCGGCCUCAACGGCCUCGGCGUCGGCGCCUUCACCCUCGACUGGUCCGUCGUCGCCGCCUUCCUUGGAAGCCCGCUCGUGUCGCCCUUCUUCGCCAUCGUCAACGUCUACGUCGGCUUCGUCCUCCUCGUAUACAUCAUCGUGCCGGCCUGCUACUGGGCCCUGGACCUCUACGACGCCGGCACCUUCCCCAUCUACUCCACCGACCUCUUCACCGGCGCCGGCCAGCUCUACAACAUCACCGCCAUCGUCAACGACAAGUUCGAGAUCGACAUGGGCGCCUACGCCCAGCAGGGGAAGAUCCACCUCAGCUUGUUCUUCGCCAUUUCCUACGGUCUCGGCUUCGCCUCCAUCGCCGCCACGCUCUCGCACGUCGCCCUCUUCUACGGCAAGGAGAUAUACCAGAGGUUCCGUGAGUCGUAUAAUGGCAAGCCGGACGUGCACACGAGGAUGAUGAGGAGGUACGACGACAUUCCCAACUGGUGGUUCUACCUGCUGCUGGCGGUGACCAUGGCGGUGGCCCUGGUGCUCUGCACCGUGUUCAAGGACGAGGUGCAGCUGCCAUGGUGGGGGCUCCUCUUCGCCUGCGCCAUCGCCUUCAUCUUCACGCUCCCCAUCAGCGUUAUCACCGCCACCACGAACACGACACCGGGGCUGAACGUCAUCACGGAGUAUUGCAUGGGCCUGAUCAUGCCGGGGAGGCCGAUAGCCAAUGUGUGCUUCAAGGUCUACGGGUACAUGAGCAUGAACCAGUCCGUCUCCUUCCUCAAUGACUUCAAGCUUGGCCACUACAUGAAGGUCCCGCCGAGAUCCAUGUUCCUAGUUCAGUUGAUCGGGACGGUGGUGGCGGGGACGGUGAACACGAUGGUGGCGUGGUGGUUGCUGACGACGGUGCCGCACAUCUGUGAGAAGGCCCUCCUCCCGGAGGGCAGCCCGUGGACGUGCCCCGGCGACCACGUCUUCUUCGACGCGUCGGUGAUCUGGGGCCUGGUCGGCCCGCGCCGCAUCUUCGGGCCGCUGGGCUACUACAACGCGCUCAACUGGUGCUUCCUCGGCGGCCUGCUCUGCCCGGUGCUGGUGUGGCUCCUGGCCAGGGCGCUGCCGGGGCACGCCUGGUGGAUCAGCCUCGUCAACCUGCCCGUGGUUCUGGGCGCCACGGCCAACAUGCCGCCGGCGUCGCCGCUCAACUACACGGCGUGGUGCUUCGUCGGCACCGUCUUCAACUUCUUCGUGUUCCGGUACCGCAAGGGCUGGUGGAAGCGCUACAACUACGUGCUGUCGGCGGCCAUGGACGCCGGCGUGGCCAUCAUGGGGGUGGUCAUCUACUUCGCGCUGUCGGGGCACCCGCUCGACUGGUGGGGGUCCAGGGGCGAGCACUGCGACCUCGCCACAUGCCCCACGGCCAGGGGCGUGCAGGUGGACGGCUGCCCCGUCUUCUGA
Messenger RNA from Panicum hallii, 2208 nucleotides. RefSeq names its product oligopeptide transporter 4-like. The record is from RefSeq and is a predicted model, not a curated record. Lineage: Eukaryota; Viridiplantae; Streptophyta; Magnoliopsida; Poales; Poaceae. Bases 1 to 2208 code for a protein of 735 amino acids. Gene Ontology annotation, molecular function: oligopeptide transmembrane transporter activity. The transcript is spliced from 7 exons. Gene Ontology annotation, biological process: transmembrane transport.